Molecule: messenger RNA, 906 nt
Organism: Neoarthrinium moseri
Lineage: Eukaryota; Fungi; Ascomycota; Sordariomycetes; Amphisphaeriales; Apiosporaceae
Exons: 4
Coding region: 1-906 (301 amino acids)
Biological process (GO): mitochondrial citrate transmembrane transport
Source: RefSeq, a predicted model, not a curated record
AUGGCGACCGCCGUGGCGCAACAAGACGCGUCCGUGGCGCCCAAGAAGCCCAGCACCACGCGGUCCAUCCUGGCCGGAGCCCUCGCAGGCGCUGUGGAAAUCUCUAUCACGUAUCCGGCCGAGUUCGCGAAGACGAGGUCGCAACUCAACCGCAAGCUAGCAGAGGGCCAGAAGCUCCCCUGGCCCUCAUUUGGCAAGCAAUGGUACGCCGGCUGCACGACGUUGAUCAUUGGCAAUUCGGCCAAGGCCGCUAUACGGUUCGUCUCCUUUGAGCAGUACAAACGCUUGCUCGCCGACGAGAAUGGCAAGGUCACCGGACCGCGGAACGUGAUUGCUGGUUUCUUCGCCGGUGUGACCGAGUCGCUCAUUGCCGUGACGCCCACCGAGUCCAUCAAAACGUCCCUGAUUGAUGACCGCAAGCGGGCCAACCCCCGGAUGAAGGGCUUCCUCGACGCUAUCCCUAUCAUCUAUAAAGAGAGAGGAAUCAAGGGCUUCUUCCAGGGCCUGGUGCCGACGGCCGCCCGGCAGAGCGCCAACUCGGCGGUUCGGUUCGGUUCCUACACCAGCUUGAAACAGUUGGCUGAGAGCUACACGGCGCCCGGCGAGAAACUCGGGGCGCUCGGCACCUUCGGCAUAGGAGGCGUGGCCGGCGCCAUCACGGUCUACGCGACGCAGCCGCUCGACACGAUCAAGACGAGGAUGCAGAGCAUCGAGGCCAAGAGCGUGUACGGCAACAGCUUCCGAUGCGCGUCCAUGAUCUUCAAGCAGGAGGGAGUUCUCACUUUCUGGAGCGGAGCAGUGCCGCGCCUAGGCAGACUGAUCCUCAGCGGCGGGAUCGUCUUCACCAUGUACGAGAAGACGAUAGACCUGUUCCAGAAGAUGGACCCAGAGGAGCGAUACUUGUGA